UUUGUGCUGCUAGCCCUAUUUAAAUCGUCACAACAAAUAAAAUAAACUGGAGAGUAUCCAUAAUCCAUGCUAUCUAAAAUGAAGAAACCUCUUACUACAUUACUGUUUCUUUUGUUUCUUCACAUCUCAGCCUGCAGUGCUAAACCACAGGUUUAUGUGGUGUACCUUGGAGAGCACAGUGGAGACAAAAGCGCGAAAGAGAUUGAAGGCCUCCAUCGCACAUAUAUUCAUCAUGUAAAGAGCUCCAAAGAAGAAGCUUCAGCUUCCCUGGUGCACAGCUACACGAAUGUCAUCAAUGGCUUCUCCGCUUUACUCACCUCAGAGGAAGCCAACACCAUAGCCGAGAUGGAUGGUGUGAUAUCAGUGUUUCCCAGCAAGUCAUUAGAGCUUCAAACAACAAGAUCAUGGGAUUUCAUCAAAAUGUAUGAAGGAAAUGGAAAUCCUUCUACUUCAGGGGAGGAGGAGUUGCUGCCCAAAGCCGGAGGUGGAAAGGAUGUCAUUGUAGGAGUGAUCGACACUGGUAUAUGGCCAGAGUCUCAAAGUUUCAAUGAUGAAGGCAUGGAAGCUGUUCCCAAGUCAUGGAAAGGGACAUGCCAAGAAGGACUUCAUUUCACCUCAUCGCACUGCAAUAGAAAAAUAAUUGGAGCUCGAUAUCAUGUAAAAGGUUAUGAGGCAACCUUUGGCCCUGUGAACCACACAUUUGACUUUCGUUCAUCGAGAGACAUAAGCGGUCAUGGAACUCACACAGCAUCCACCGUCGGCGGUCGGAAAGUAGCCAAUGCAUCUGCCCUUGGCGGCUUCGCGAACGGUGUGGCCACCGGCGGCGCACCACUAACGCGCCUGGCCAUCUACAAAGCGUGUUGGCAAGUGCCUUUCGAUGAUAUCAAAGCAACUUUCUGCCAAGAUGACGACGUGUUGGCGGCAUUUGAUCACGCCGUCGCCGAUGGGGUUCAGGUGAUUAGCGUAUCCCUUGGUUUAUUGCCUCAAGAUAAUUACUUCACACAGGAUGGCGUCGCGCUUGGAGCAUUGCAUGCGAUGAAGAGGAACAUUGCAGUGGUCGGUAGCGCUGGAAAUUAUAGGGAACCAUAUAGUGUCACCAAUGUUGCUCCUUGGAUCUUCACAGUUGGCGCAAGUAGCAUUGAUCGAGUGUUUUCAGCUCCUGUUUUGUUGGGAAACAACUUGCUAGUUAAGGGAGAAAGCGUAACUGAAAUUAAGAAACAAGAGACACUUCCACUUGUGUAUGCAGGAGAUGUAGAGAUCCCUGGAUCGACAACUAUUCCCGGAUUUUGCCGGCAGGACACACUUUCACCGGAGAAAGUAAAAGGGAAAGUAGUGUUUUGUCUAACCGGAGGUUUAUCCCAGACAUUAGAAGUGGAAAGAGCCGGCGGCGCAGCUGUCAUAUUAGGGAGUAUUGGUAGUGAGAUACAAGUUGAGAGUUUUCUGAUUACAGCUACAAACAUCUUUAAUCCUUCCGGGACAGAUGCAAUUCUGAAAUACAUUUUGACCAACAAGAAUCCAGUGGCCACUCUCAUUCCUGGAAAAACAAUUUUUGGUGCUAAACCAUCACCGGCCAUGGCUCCUUUUACCUCAUUAGGUCCAAGUUACCCAGAGCCUAACAUCCUCAAGCCUGAUAUUACAGCUCCAGGGCUUAAUAUUUUAGCAGCAUGGAGUGAGGCAUCUUCACCUUUAGAACAACCUGAAGAUCAUCGAAGUGUUAAGUAUAACAUAAUAUCAGGAACAUCCAUGUCGUGCCCUCAUGUCUCUGCUGUCGUUGCGCUUCUUAAAGCCAUACAUCCUGACUGGAGUGGUGCUGCCAUAAAAUCUGCUAUUAUGACAACUGCUACAACUAAGAAUGUGAAAGGAGAAGCAAUAAAGGAUGCAUAUGGAGAAGUUGCAGGUCCUUUCCAUUACGGGGCAGGCCAUAUUCAGCCAUCAAAAGCGGCUGAUCCCGGGCUUGUAUACGAUUCAACAUACAUGGACUAUCUUCUCUUUGUUUGCUCCAGUAUCGGCACUACACUAGACCCCUCUUACAAAUGCCCAAAGAAAGCUUCAUCUCCAAGUAAUCUCAACUAUCCAUCCCUAGCAAUAGCUCAGCUCAAAGGGUCAAUGGUGGUGAAAAGAACAGUCACAAAUGUGGGCUCAGCAAACACUACGUAUUCUGUGGAGGUGAAAGCCCCAACUGGAUACUCUGUCAAAAUUUCUCCAACAGAGUUGAAGUUUAUGGAGGUUGGAGAAAAGCAGAGUUUCUUUGUAAGUGUUAAGGUUGAAAGUGUUAAGAAGGUUGGGGAGUUUGAAUUUGGUUGGUAUAAAUGGAGCGAUGGGAUUCACAUGGUUAAGAGUCCAAUUGUUGUUUCAUCAGCAUAGCUUUCGACCUUUGGCUUUCAACUUAGGAGAUUCCCAGUGAAAACCUGAAACUAUUAUCACAAUAAAUUGUCAAACGCAUGUAAUAAUGUAGCUGGUGAAAGAUGGUCAAAUGGAUGAAAAGUUUUCGUUUCUUCA
Molecule: messenger RNA, 2499 nt
Organism: Ipomoea nil (Japanese morning glory)
Lineage: Eukaryota; Viridiplantae; Streptophyta; Magnoliopsida; Solanales; Convolvulaceae
Product: subtilisin-like protease SBT5.6
Exons: 9
Coding region: 67-2364 (765 amino acids)
Biological process (GO): proteolysis
Molecular function (GO): serine-type endopeptidase activity
Source: RefSeq, a predicted model, not a curated record